AUGAUGCUGCAGCUGCAGUUGUUUGCAGCCUGUUUUUGUUUCAGUUUGUAGAUCCGACCAUCGAACUGAGAACUUAAACGACUUUUUGCAAUGCACACCGGCCAAACUAAGCUCUCUGAACUGCUAGGAGUAUAAAUUAGGAUGCAUCAGAUGAUGCACAGACGGUGCUGAUCGCGUUGCUCCUCCUCGACGGACUUUUUCGAUUCAAGAGUUGUAAAAGGGACUUCAACCGGAAACCAAACUUUUUUUUUCUUCGAACUUCUCCGCUGAAGCAAAAGAGGAAAAAAGAGACGACCCUUGGUAUCAUAAACUGCUCGGUUCCUUGUUUUCUUCAUCUUUUUACGCCCGCUGUUGGAAAUGUGUCAGCUGCCGACCGACGGGGGAGAAGUAAACAGUUUCUGGAGAGGAUAAGGGCGACGUCGAGGGAUUUUUUUUAACCAUAGUCGACACUCACAUAACGGAUUUUGGUCCUUUAUCAUGGAAGAUGGUGCAAAAGAGGACUCAGCCCAGAGUAAAGAGCCAAAGUUCCUGGGUAAGGCUGGCUGGGUGAAGAAGGCCCCCGGCAGGCUGUUGGCAAGCUACAAGGACCGCUACGUCCAUGUGGAGAAGACAGAGAUGGUGGUGUAUGAAAAUGAGGACCUGAAGAACUGCUUAGAGAGGCUUGACCUGGAAAACUAUGAUAAAUGUCAAGAAUUAAAGAGCCCCUUCAAGAGGAAGCACAGACUGAUACUGAUCCGAUCAGCCAAGCCUGGAAACAAGGUCCAUGAUGUGAAGUUUCAAGCUCAGACUGCAGAGGAGAAGGAGGCCUGGAUUAAAGCUCUGAUUGAUGGAAUCAAUCGAGCAAAGAACAAAAUCUUCGAUGAGGUGACGGUUGAUGAAAGCAUUAACUUAGAGCACGUUACUAGAACAAGGCCCAAAGGGAACCGUAACCGGCGGCCACCGACCAGGAUACACAUGAAAGAGGUAGCUGAUGUGUCGUCUGAUCUUGAGGAUGCCACCAUGCCUAAUGGGACCCAUCAUGCCAGUGUUGAUGGCACUGGAACCCCCAAAGAGGCAAUCAAAGCCCCGACUUCUCCGUCCAAUGCCAGGGAAUCUGCAGAGAAAAAGACAGAGGAGGAGGCUGAGACUGAGCCUGAGGUCACUCCCAAGAAAAAGGUCAUCAAACCUCCCAUGCCCCCUACCAAAGAGGCAAAACUCACUUCAACACCUGAGCACGAACCGGAGAAGGAAGAUGGCCCAGAGAAAUUGGUCCUGAAGCCGCCAAUGCCUCCAUCUAAAGAAGCCAAGCCGUCGCCUUCACCUGUUGAAGAAGCCACAGGAGAGGCCAAAGCUGAGGAGCUGUCUGAAAAGAGUCCCGAUGCCAGGAAAAAGACAGGUCCACCACCAACUCCUCCCAACAAACCCAGCUCCAGCGGCUCCGUAAGCAGCCUUGCAGAGGCCUCACAGUCCAUGCCAAACUCCCACCCUCCAACCCCUCCAUCCAAAGAGAAGAAACCCUCCAAUACUGCUGUGGAGCCAGACCAAGAGGAAGAAAGCACAACUGAUGAGAGUUCGGGGGAGGAAGAAGGCUGUAAGAAGGAGGUGGCAGGACCAGCUGUGGAAACAGAUGAGGCAGACCAGUUGAUAUCUAAAGAAGCUCCACCUAGUGUUGAAGAUGAUGAACCUGAGAGUCCCGGCGCUGAAGGACAGGAUUCUGAAGAGGAAUCAGAGGAGACUAUAGGUAGUGGCAUAAGCAAAGCAUCCGACAAUGAGCCACAAAUACCCACGGAGACACUUGGAAAGAGCCCCAGUCCUCUUCUAACCCUCAAGAAAAAGCCAGAGAAACCUGUUCAGCCUGACACACAACAAACAGGUGACAACGGCACUAUGACGCAGACUAAUGAGGGACAAGACCCUACUGCAUUACUGCCAACAGCCUCAGAUACCUCAGCCAGCCAAGCAGAAGAGGCACUCCCUAAGAGUGAACUCCCCUCGGUAGUCGUCUCUUUGAAUGACCCGGUCAGUGACAGCCUCAGCUUGAGUCCGCUGCUCUGUCACCUGCCUGGUGAGAAGAAAAAGAAGACGGAGGAGAAAUCUGUAGACAGCGGUCAGCACUCAGACGAUGACAGUGAGGGCUCUGGGAGUGAAGACACACUUGUGGCGUCCACGGCCGCGUUGAGAGGAAGCCACGCUGGUCUGCACGUGUUUGACGCCAGCGAGGACGACAUUCAGAUCCCCGUUAGCUCAAAGGCGAUGAUGCUCCCACCAAAGCCUCAGGUCAGACCAAAGGUCUUCCCCUGUCGGCGCUCGGGGCCAACGCUGCCACUCAAGCCCUCAGCCAAGGUGAGGUCAGCCUCCAUCGGAGAUCUGCUGACUGACCCUUCAAUCUGUGUUCCGGCUAAACAGCAUACCAGUACCGCGAUCGUUGGCGACGGGGCCCCUGGUGCCGAGUUCAUGAAACUUGAGACAGAAGUGGCGCUGGAGAUGGAGAAGACGAAGGAGCUCCUGAGUAGAGUCUCCCAGUCGCAGGGGGGAGGUGACGGGGAGGGCAAGACAGAGGAUCUGCUGGCCAAGGCCAUGGAGAAGCUCAAGAAGGCCGACCAUGUCCUGAGAGAAGUCAAUAAACUGAAAAUUGCCAACAACUCGAGGAACAGGAAGAGCUGGUGAAUGUCAGUCACAGCAGAUUUAAUCGACCAGUUCGCUUAACCUCUCUUCUGAACAUUGAUUGUCCAGUCAUAGCUUAGCAACCUUUAAUAGGCACAGCAAGCCUGUCGAGUUUGGAUUUCUCCAUAUAGCCUACUAUGUGAUUUUCAUUAAGCUGAAGUAAAAGUGAUAUUUGGUAUUGCAUUUCCAAAACUAAAAUACAUGACAAACAUGUAAGAAAUAGGUUCAACAGGGUGUUUGUCCGCUCUAAUGUAAGCUGCCAUUAUUAGCAUGUCUCCCUAUACCUAGCUUUCAUACUUACUUUUUAGGUUUUCAAAUAGCCUUUCAACUAAGCACAUUAGUUUGUGAGGUUACUGGUUAAAAAGAAGAAGCCCCAUUCACAAAGAGCACAUCCACAAUGCAAUUUCCCCACCGUGUGGAGGCCAGUCCUGGAUGCUAUUAGAGUUUAGGCUAACGUAAGUGGCUCUGUCCUGCUCUUCAUUGGAUCUGCAUCCUGAAAGCCUUUUCCCUUGUAAUGUUUAAAUCGAUUCAUACGGUUUAAAGCUGUUUAGAUAAAUGAACACCUGUUACAUUAAAGCCCUUGCCAAACAAAGUAACACAAUGCUGAUUAAGCCAAUCGCCGCCAAUGGAAAGCUCUCUGUAUUUUGCAGCAUACCAGAGGUGUGGUGUCUGGCACACCAGUGAUGCGUUUAACGUCUACCAGCUAGAGCUAAAGGGGGGCAUGAAGGGGUAAAGACUAUAGCUACUGAGCAGCAACUAGGAGUAUGGCGGCAAAUCAAAAUAUGGGUUCAAGAAAAGUUUCUUGAGUGGAUGCUCAAGAUAAAAAAGAAAAUUGGAAGUUUGAGAAUAUUUAGCUUCUGAACUGUGAAGUAUUCCCAAGUGAAAAGGAAACUGGAUUUGAGCUGUGUAGAAUCAGAAGAGGGAUUUAAAUUAAAUCCUCCUGUCUGAUUGGACCACUACAAACUCGGCAUGCUUAGAAGGUAGCGAUACGAUACCGAGCUACAGAGGACUGUGGCUCCACACACACCUCCUUUGUUGCUGCCUUAAAGUUGCAGAUGGAUUGAUGUCCUGUUAGUAUUGGUUGAAUUCAGUUGGCACAAGCUGACGAAAGCACCCUUUAUUCUUUGUUUUACAGGAGGAAAAGAUGAUUGAAUAUAAAAAUAUGAAGGAAUUGAUUUUCUUGUAAUUGUUUUGCAUAUAUUAUUAAAAAGGUGUUUCCAUUUAUCUAGACAUUAAAGUUAAAAAAAAGAAAGCGAUCAACGGUAAGGACAAACACUCCUGGGGCAGUUGAGAUGCGGAGACCUCUCAAGGCAUAGCCUAAGUCAUAAGCAGCGUCAACUGUGUUUGCGUAAUUUCUCUCAAUACCAGAGGGGGGAGACAAAAAAUCUGCGUUCCAGCUUUAAACGGAGAUAGCUAUCAACUUGAGGUGUUUAGGACUUCUUCUUGCACCACGCAAUUGACUGAAACUUGGGCAGCAUGACUGAUUUUUGAUGGUUAUGCUGCACACGCAACUGUUCGCUCAUAAUUAACUAAGUGCAAUUGUUUUUAGUUGAACUUUCUGUGCAGCCGAAGGUAAUGCGUUUUAUGUGAAAUAUCGGACAUUUUCGAGAACAAGUACUUGAAAGUUAAUUCGAGAAUUAAUAAUAUAACAAAAGCAGCACUCUCAAUACAUUCAGAACUUGCAAAAAAAAAGUACUACGAAGUGUUAAAACCAAAUUACAUCAUUGUAUUAAUAGUUGUAUUUUUGUGGAUUGAAGAGGCUUUUUCUUCUGUUUUCAGAUACCAUGUAUAUGCUGGCAGUUUAUGAGGGAAUUAAUAUUGUACAUACUUAAUACUUUUACUACAGCAUGUGCUGUUCAUUGUUGAUGAGGAAAGAUGUACCAACCUAGCUCAGGAGUUCUCUGAAAUAUAUGUUUUCAGCCUAAUCAUGUGAUAAAAGCAAAAUUAAGUAUUUGUAAUCCAAAAUGAUUCCAGUUUUGUUAUUAAUGAUAAUGUUUUCAUACAUAUAUUGUACAUAACACAGAACACAGAGCUUGUAGCAGCCUUUUUAUAAGUCUCACUAACCCCUCUUACAGUUUAAUUUUACAUUUAUUUGAAUCAUGAACUCAGAAUUUACCCUAUUUUUGUCCAAUUAUUUGUUAAUAAAAAUGAUGGUAGUGUUUCAGACUAUUUCAAAUAUGUCAUGCCUUUUAGAGUAUGUAAGAAUAUUUUCUAACCUUAGAUAUUGUACUCUUUUGAUACAAUUUGCUUUUGCCCAAAUAAACAAAGGGAAA
Messenger RNA from Anoplopoma fimbria (sablefish), 4916 nucleotides. It is a transcript of the gene plekho2, whose product is annotated as pleckstrin homology domain containing, family O member 2. The record is from RefSeq and is a predicted model, not a curated record. The coding region runs from base 478 to 2646 and encodes 722 amino acids. The transcript has 7 exons. Lineage: Eukaryota; Metazoa; Chordata; Actinopteri; Perciformes; Anoplopomatidae.